Molecule: messenger RNA, 2676 nt
Organism: Phyllostomus discolor (pale spear-nosed bat)
Lineage: Eukaryota; Metazoa; Chordata; Mammalia; Chiroptera; Phyllostomidae
Gene: CPLX4
Product: complexin 4
Exons: 3
Coding region: 953-1435 (160 amino acids)
Biological process (GO): synaptic vesicle exocytosis; regulation of neurotransmitter secretion; neurotransmitter transport
Cellular component (GO): terminal bouton; SNARE complex
Molecular function (GO): syntaxin binding
Source: RefSeq, a predicted model, not a curated record
GAGGAGCACCACGCCCAUUGAGAAUUUGGUGUGGGACAGAAUAUUGCCGAAGGCUUUCUCUCCAAAUACACCGUACACCACCGGGCUUAAAGGGAGCACCCAGGAAGUGGGCUAUGUGUAGGAGAAAAAGGUGGCCUGUUACACACCCAUGAUGUGGCUCACAUAUGUCCCUGCCCUGUGGACGGAGCACUGAAAGUGCCCAGAGCAUCGCUUCCACGCAGAAGCGCAACAGUUUUCAGAGCAGAAGGCUGACACCACCUUCCAGAUGGAAAUUACAGACCCACUGGCACUGCCUUCGAACUGGCGGCCCCGGGCGUUUACGUAAGGGACAUGGUGACUAGCCACAGAAGCAGGACAGAAUCCAAGCUAGCCGAAGGCAAAUCCUCGCCCUGGACUUACAAGUCCAAUGAGAGAAAAAUGGUGGAUCGAAGGAUUAUUUUUGCUUAAUGAAGCAUUUCAGAUUUUGAACCUCCACUAACUCAGUUUCCAACGGGAUAGUCUGCUCAAGGGCUGGAAUUUGUAAAUUCCGCUGCAGCCGUAUAAUGUCAGUUGUGCUGAAUUUAAUUGAAGCAGAAGCCCUGCUGUGCUUAUAAUUUAAAUUUUAGACAUGGGUGGGGAGGGAGAGGUGGAGAAUGGGAAGGAUCUUUUUCCCCCUCUGAAAUUAGCUCGCUGUAUUAAUCAGAAAGGGGUCGGUCCCGUCCGAUUGUACGGCUCAGUAAUCUGAACCAUCUGCCUCUGCCCACGAGGGAGCUGGCCUCUCUAAUCCAGCUUACAGCCCACGCACCGCUCCCCUGCAUCAGCGCGCCCUGGGAGGGGUGAGGCUGUGCAGAGUCCUUCGCUCCUAAACGUGUGGCCGUCACUGAGGCUAUUUGGAGGGUUUUGUCUUUUUUUUUUUUUUCUUUUCCUUCAGAUUUUGUCUGAGUUUUGGUUUUCUUUUUCUGGGGCAGAAACAAUGGCUUUCUUUAUGAAAACUAUGAUAAGUAACCAGGUAAAGAAUUUGGGGUUUGGUGGCGGGUCCGAAGAGAAAAAAGAAGAAGGAGGGGCCUCGGACCCUGCCGCAGCCCAGGGCAUGACGAGGGAGGAGUACGAGGAGUACCAGAAGCAGAUGAUCGAGGAGAAGAUGGAAAGAGAUGCCGCAUUUACACACAAGAAGGCAGAGAGGGCGUGCCUCAGAGUCCAUCUCAGAGAAAAGUACAGACUUCCGAAGAGCGAGAUGGACGAGAACCAGAUCCAGAUGGCCGGAGACGACGUGGACUUGCCCGAAGACCUCCGGAAAAUGGUAGACGAGGAUCAAGAGGAGGAGGAAGACAAGGAUUCCAUCCUCGGGCAGUUACAGAAUCUUCAGAACAUGGACCUGGACACCAUAAAAGAGAAGGCGCAGGCCACCUUCACGGAAAUCAAGCAGACGGCCGAGCAGAAGUGUUCCAUGAUGUGAGCGGCGGGCGGGGGCGGACGCGGGGGCCAGGGCCGGGCGGAGGGGACCGCCCUCCUGCGGAACGUUUCUGAGCGGCAUGUACUGUGACAUAGUGAACAAGGUCAGAAAAGCCACGACGACACAGCUCUCUCCAAGCACACCCACAGCAACGUGAUGUUCUAACGGUUCCUGGUAGAAAGUUUAGCUAGCGCCUGGCAGCGGAAAACGAUACUUUCCUUUUCUUCAUAAGUGUGGCGAGGCAUGGAAUUCCAGCUGUAAACAGCGCAGAACACCUAUCUGUGUAAAGAUCCUCGGGACAGCCAGAAAGCAACAAAAGCCAAUGGGUUUCCUCCUUGACUUCCUCCCUGGGAGGGUCAGGCCUCAGCUUGUCCCGUUGUUAGCAGGACUCCAGGUCCCUUCAGAGGAAGAGGUGGGAGGUCCCAGCGCCACCCACCGGGAGCCCAGGCUGCAUGCUCACCGACAAGCAGAGAUCACACCUCAUCUUACUCCCGGGCCCUUUGACAUCCUGAUGCCUCUCCCCCAGUGUGGCCCUGGGGCAGCUGGAAGCCAAGGGCAGUGCUGGGGGUGGGCUACAAGAUGAGCCAUGAAGGCAGGGGACAGACUUCAGUGGCCCGUAGUCUUUGUAGGGGCCGUGUGAAGAAUGGACUUGGGGUGAAACUAGAGGCAGAGGGGCAACUGGGAAGGUCAUGGCUGUCUCUAUAUUGAGCGUUCUCUCCUCUGGUCCGAACUUGGUGAGAGCAGUGGAAGCAGAGGGGCUGGAAACGUAGAGAAAUUCAAUCAUUCUCUCUGUGUCUCUCAUUCUCUCUCCGCCCUCCCCCUUUCUCUAUCAUUCUUCUCUUGCCCCUCUACCUACCUCACUGCCUUCUUUUUCCUCUCCCCACCCACCCCUUCAGACUAGUGUCCAACCAGCCACUCUGUCCUUUUGUCCCACAGUCUCCCAGGGUAUGUACAGAUUUCCUUUUCCUAACAUCCGCUCUCUUUCAAAGGGGAUGGUCCCAAAGACUGAGAACAUUUACCUCGGAAACACCGAGAGCCAUUUAGUCAAGGCCAAUGCAUGUUCAUAGAACAGAUAAUUCUCAAAGACAGAUUUUGUCAAAAAGAUCUGCUCUAUUGGAGGAAAGGAAACUAAAGCCAGAAGGUUAUGGGCUGACCUGCUCCACACCCAGAGCUCCUGAAUGUGCUGUACAGGGAGUUGCAUGACAUGAAAAUAUGCAAAUAAAACAAAUGGUUAGGGGUCCAGA